Messenger RNA from Argiope bruennichi, 1521 nucleotides. RefSeq lists its product as uncharacterized. The transcript has 4 exons. The coding region runs from base 1 to 1521 and encodes 506 amino acids. NCBI's taxonomy places the organism in Eukaryota, Metazoa, Arthropoda, Arachnida, Araneae, Araneidae. The record is from RefSeq and is a predicted model, not a curated record.
AUGAAACCUCAGUGCAAAAUUAACCAUACCCGUGUUCGUCGCGUGCCCGCCUUUGUUCCCGCCUUUUUCAAAAGACUUCCUGUUCCCAUUGUUACUGUUCCGGUGCGGGACUCCAUCUUGCCGCACGCCCCACUGGCUCCUCGGACAUGCGACGGACAACAAAAGAAACUGAACUUCUCCGUUUCACUUGACUCCAAAGGGACGUCUUCGCAGAGGCUAACGAUCUCGGAGCUCAAUGGGGGUGAAGUUCAGGAACCUGAGGCGUUUGUGCCGGGGCCAGUAGUGGUAAAACCAAAACAUCGAAUUGAAGGUGUGGUGCUAUUUAUCAAUGUGUUCAAUGGAUCCCGUCAGCAAUACACCAAGAGAAAAAAUAUAGAAUUAAGUGAUACAGGGGAAGACACUCCUGAAAUAGAUUUAUUAAUAGGAGCAGAUUACCUUGGUGUAUUGCUGACGGGAUCCAUUGAACACAUUGAUAAAAAUUUAGUAGCCAUAAAAACAAAACUCGGAUGGACACUUCAAGGUAAACAAACGAAACAGUCGAAAUCUUUGGAGAAUAUUAUUUAUGUUGCCAAUUUAGAUUUGACGGAAUUAUGGAGUCUAGAUGCCAUCGGUAUACGAGAUCCUGUAGAAAUUAAAUCAAGGCAGGUAGCCGAUGAAGAAACAGUUGAAUUUUUCCGUAAAACUAUUAAGAGAAAUGAAGACAAGAGAUAUGAAGUAUGUUUGCCGUGGAAAAGUGGAUAUCCAGAGUUAGAAAGCAACAAAGAAUUAGCCACUAAGCGUUUGAUGUCAACUACAAAAAAUCUUAUUCGAUCAGGACAUUUAAGCGAAUAUGAUGAUGUGUUUAAUGAAUGGAUUCGAGAGGGAAUUAUCGAAAUUGUAAAUGAAGAUAAGAAUAAAGGACAUUAUUUACCUCAUCAUCCUGUAAUAAAGACUGGAGAUACAACUACAAAGAUUCGCCCUGUUUUCGAUGCCUCAGCAAAAGACUCUAAAGGAAAUUGCUUGAAUAAUUGCUUAGAAAAGGGUCCAAAUUUAUUAGAAUUAGUACCAAAAUUGAUAAUGCAAUUUCGCAAAAAUGCAAUUGGAAUAACAUCAGAUAUUAAAAAGGCCUUCUUACAAAUCAAGGAAUUGAUCACCCUGAGACAUUGUCGAGUGGUAUUUGGUGCUUCUCCUAGUCCAUUUUUACUUGAGGCGACGAUAGCUCAUCAUCUAGAGAAUGUCUCAGAUGGAAGGAAGGAAACAGCUCGUCAACUUCAAAAAUCCUUUUAUGUAGAUAACUGCAUAACUAGUUUAGAAACUAGAGAAAAGGCAGCCAAAUUUAUUUCUGAAGCUAAAGAACUAAUGUCUGCAGCCAAAUUUGAUUUACGAGGUUGGGUUACUUCUGAAGAAAUUGUAGAAGAAACAAAAAAGAGAUAUAUUCCAAUACUAGGACUUUCCUGGGAUACUGAAAAUGAUGAACUUUCUUGUAACAGUGCUAUUAAAAUUUCAGAAGAAAAUAUGUGGUGCUAUUCCUCGUGUAAGUAG